UUCACUACGGUGGCGAGUCUGUAUGACGUAAUAGCUCAGACGUUUCAGGAAGGUUGCUGUCAGAUACAUUGGAGUGAUUUUGUGGUGCGUAAGAAAGGUGAUUUAUCUAUCACAAGGAGAAAACAACACGCACAGUAGCUAAAAGAGAGGCUCAUUUUUAAUUAGCUUUGCCAUAAUGUUGGUGACAAGGCUAGCGUGUUUGCACAGUAUACCAGCCCUUGGUCUGCGCUCUGCAUUGAUCCAGGCAUCCCCAGCUCUAAGAAGUUUCGGCCUGAAGACCAGUCCGCCUCUAAAGCAGUUCAACCAGGGAUACGCCACCAAAGCUCGAUUUGGUUUCCGGCAUGGUAAAACGGCUAAAGAAGCAAUCAAAGAGGCAGCUUUGAAGCCAGCGAUGGAAACUGCAAUUAAAUUUGAUAACAUGGGAAGAGUGGUCCUUGCUGGAGGAGCUGUAGUUGGUCUUGGGGCUUUAUGUUACUAUGGGUUGGGGAUGUCAAAUGAAAUUGGUGCCAUUGAAAAAGCUGUUAUCUGGCCUCAGUAUGUGAAAGACAGAAUCCACUCUACAUACAUGUACUUUGCAGGAAGUGUAGGGAUGACGGCAUUGUCUGCUGUAGCAGUCAGCAGAUCACCAAUGCUUAUGAACCUGAUGAUGAGGGGCUCUUGGCUGGCUAUAGGUGCAACAUUUGCAGCCAUGAUAGGGGCAGGAAUGUUAGUCAGGUCAAUAUCAUAUGACCAGAGCCCAGGUCCCAAACACCUUGCCUGGAUGUUGUAUGCAGGUGUAAUGGGUGCCGUGGUGGCUCCAGUGACUCUUCUGGGGGGUCCUCUGCUGAUCCGUGCUGCCUGGUACACCGCUGGUAUUGUGGGAGGUCUUUCUACUGUGGCAAUGUGUGCCCCUAGUGAGAAGUUCCUAAGCAUGGGAGGUCCAUUAGCUGUGGGAUUGGGGCUGGUUUUUGCUUCAUCAAUUGGAUCAAUGUUCCUGCCUCCUACUUCAGCUUUUGGAGCAGGUCUCUACUCUGUAGCUAUUUAUGGUGGUCUGAUCCUGUUUGGCAUGUUUCUGUUGUACGACACACAGAAAGUAAUCAGACGUGCCGAAUCUUACCCUGUCUAUGGAGUACAGAAAUAUGAUCCCAUCAAUUCAUGUCUGGGAAUUUACACUGACACACUGAACAUCUUCAUCAGAGUGGUCACCAUUCUUGCAAAUGGUGGCGGCAGCAAACGGAAAUGAGACCACGUGACUUCCUUUUUUUUUUUUUGGGACUAAUUCAUGGAAAGUGUGCUGUAACUUAAUCUUACUGGAAUGAUCGCAUGCAUUUGGAAGACCGAUUUUAGUUUUGUAACUUUCUUUGUUAGAAAUACAGGAUAAUAAAAUAUGUGUUACCCUCCACUUCUCUAAGUAUAUCUUCAUCUGCUGUUAACUGUUUGUUUAAAAUCCCGUUUCUGAUUUAUGACUAGGAUGUCUUCUUUAAUGGGAAGUUUACACUAAAGCAAAAUCUUUAGUACGACGGAACCUGUUGAUGCAACCUGGUGAUUAGAUCUUGUAGUUAAACUAGAGUUAAUCGUUCUUGUUAAUUGCAGCCAUUAAAACUAUAAACACAUUAUAGUGUUACUUUCUUUGUGGAAACUUUUGUGAGUUUUUCAUUUUAGCCCAGAAAGUGUGUACAAUAUGUUUUGUUUUGCAAAUCUUCAAAUGUUUAAGCAUGACAAUUGUGAGAGUGAGUCACUGUUACUCCGUUAUUUAUUAGAGCAAAUUUUGAUUACUGGCCUAUCAAUAUUGUAUGCUUUUACUAAUAUUAAAAAUGUGUUUAGAAUUGAAGGGGGUUUUCAGUGUUGUGGCACAAUGUUCAAAUGCCAUGGCAAGGCAGAAUAAAAAAAUAAGGACUUCAGCUGAUUUUUUAUUUUUUUUGGUUUACUUCAGCUAAUAGUUUAUGAUUUGUAUUGGGCUUUGCAUUGCUGAGCAGGAUUAUAAUGAUGUUUUAUAUGACUGCCCCAACUUCAACUGCCUGUAAUAACAAAAAAUAAAAUAAAUAAAUAUAUAUACACA
This is a messenger RNA of Acipenser ruthenus (sterlet), 2038 nucleotides long. Its product is annotated as growth hormone-inducible transmembrane protein-like. The record is from RefSeq and is a predicted model, not a curated record. NCBI's taxonomy places the organism in Eukaryota, Metazoa, Chordata, Actinopteri, Acipenseriformes, Acipenseridae. The transcript has 9 exons. Bases 176 to 1222 code for a protein of 348 amino acids. Gene Ontology annotation, cellular component: mitochondrial inner membrane.